GAUUAUCUUGACAGUAAGCGACUGGAAGCCGCAGGUAGUACAAGAAGAAGACAUUCCAUCCAUCCGACUUGUGCGUACUAGUGAUAUUUCGUAAAGAAAAAUAACAAACAAUUGAAAAGUGUUAACAAAAGACUGACGAAAAGUUUAUACAAGCGCAGUAACAAUGCGGUUGAAGUGGAUAAUUUGUUACCUAGGAUUUUUACUGUUAAAUCUGGUCAUCCCCGGAGAGAGCGCAGGAGAUGGCGUAGACUAUGAAGCGAACACCUUAAGAAGUUUCUUCGGGACCAGAUUUGGUACCUACGGGAACCGACCACCCCCAAGACAUGACACGCCAUCUUCGCCAUGCUCCUGUUCUUGCGGAGAAAGAAACGACGCUAAAAGAAUCGUCGGGGGCCAUGCAACGGCCAUGAAUGAGUUUCCGUGGAUGGUACGACUGUCGUAUUUCAACAGAUUUUACUGCGGAGGGAUGUUAAUCAAUGACCGAUACGUUUUAACGGCGAUGACCACAAAUAUAGCGAUACAUAUUUAA
This is a messenger RNA of Agrilus planipennis (emerald ash borer), 529 nucleotides long. RefSeq names its product melanization protease 1-like. The record is from RefSeq and is a predicted model, not a curated record. The coding region runs from base 164 to 529 and encodes 121 amino acids. NCBI's taxonomy places the organism in Eukaryota, Metazoa, Arthropoda, Insecta, Coleoptera, Buprestidae. The transcript has 4 exons. Gene Ontology annotation, molecular function: serine-type endopeptidase activity. Gene Ontology annotation, biological process: proteolysis.